AGUUGUCCCGUUACAUGGGCAAAUGUAGAUAUCUUUUAUGAUAUUUAGUUGACUUAUUUUAUUUGUCGAUUGCUGCAAUGGCACUUGUAAAACCUUGCUUCUUGAUCAUGUUUUCGGAAAAUGUGUCGAUGGUUCCCUCUUUCUAGCUACCAGAUGAUUUCUCGUUGUUUAAUUAGCAGUGUUUAUACUUAGUGCUGGGGAUGUUUUCACUAGUAGUGAAGUAAUUUCGAAAUGUAUCUAACCAGGUGGUUAGGUCCGGACAUCAAAAGUCAGUGUUAAUUAAGUUACUUGGUGGAUAUUAUCGUGGAAAUCUCUGGAAUAAUCCACUUGCAUUAAUAAUAUAAUCAAAAUCAGUGUCAGAAACACAAUUUUUAGGUGUAAGAAAUGUGAUGGACUUGUCACUGCAGAAUAUGAUGAAAUUCACCUUGUUAGUAGUAUAGUCAGUUCAGAUUUAGACAUUUAGUGAAGGGCGAGAAUAAUAAGACUAUUGUAGCAUUUUCCAAUAUUGAAUAUUUUUAUGAUGUGUCGUGUUUUGCAGCCACGACAUAUCUACUGAAUGUACCAUCAAUUUUAAUCGGCUAGGUAAUGUGCUAUCAUUAAAACCUUGAAGACAUACUCCAGGAGUUAGAAAUCAUCUCAUCAGUGAUUGAUGUACAAACUCUGAACGUGUUGAACCUGCAAUUUUAGCAACUAGGUUGUCGUAGUGCCUCUAGGACGACACAAACAGUCCUACCUAAUUAAUCUAUCAGUUGUGUAUUAUAUGUUAGAGGUUGAAAAUUGGUCUUAAAUGUGAGGAUGUGGUGAAUAUAAAGAGUGAGUUCUUUGUUGAGAAUUGCUUGCAUAUAUACGCUCCUCUAAUGUCCAUUAUUACUCUGAUUCUAGUCAUAUAUAGGGCGUCAGUCAACAAGUGCAUUUAUUUACCCACUAGUUCUUCAGAAAUUGAAACUCGUAUUACAUUAGAUUUUAAAAGGUAUAACCUGGAGUUUGAGUUUUUAUGAAUAAGUAUCUAGAUUACUUUUUGUACCUGUUUGUGAAAAUGUGCACUACUAACCGUCGUUUUGAACCUAUGCAAUAUGGUGUCCGAAUCUGUGUUAAUCUGCUUUUAACAUGGGGCUGAUCAGAUACACGUUCCGCUCUACCUAUUUCCUCCAGUGGGUUAAUAACUCAGAACCUAUUAUAGUGACUUCUGUUUGGCUAUUGACUUUCAGUUGGUGAACUACUAAUAGAUUUUUAUCACGAUUAAUUUUUUAUCAUGCAUCGCUUCCAUACUUUUCUUAUCUAGAUCAUAAUAUUUAUCAGGUGGGAAACUAACACGUUUGGUCAUUCCUUCAAAUGAUCAAAGUACCGGGCUUUGUUAUUUCCCAGCUACUGGGACGAGGGACGUAUGGACAAGUAUACAUGGGAAGAAAGUCCGGUUCAAGUAAGCUAGUAGCAAUUAAAUGCAUUAUGAAGUUGAAACUAAGCAAUCAAGCCCGGGAUAAUUUAGUCAGUGAAAUUUCUAUUUUGAAAGCUCUUGAGCAUCCCCAUAUUGUUCGUAUGCUUGAUUUUACAUGGGAUGCAUCUUUUGUGUAUAUUAUAAUGGAGUUUUGUGGCGGAGGAGAUCUUAGCAGAUUUUUGAGGUUGAAAAGGAGGUUAGACGAACUGCUUGUGCAACGCUUUUUACAACAGUUAGCUUUAGCUCUUCAAUACUUAAAAAGUAAAAAUAUAGUCCACAUGGAUAUAAAACCUCAGAAUAUUUUGCUCACAUCAAUUAACAAUCCAAGCUUGAAGCUUGCCGACUUUGGAUUCGCCCAAUGUAUUAAAGAGACAGCUAAAAAGAAUGAAGUUCGUGGCACAUUAUUGUAUAUGGCACCUGAAAUAUUCUGCGAGGGUUUUUAUCAUCCUUCAUGUGAUCUAUGGUCUAUUGGUAUUAUUCUAUAUGAAUGCCUAUUUGGCAUUACUCCCUAUGGUCAAGUUACAAUUGAACAAUUAAAAGAGAAAUUAGUGGCAAUGGAUGAACAAAUUAAGUUACCUUCUACAAAUGAAAUAAGCAAACCAUGUGCUGCCUUAAUACAUGAUCAUGCACCAUCAGCACAAAGUCUGGAUAAAGCUGCCGAAUAUCUUAAACGUGCGCCUCAACUAGAAUCACUGGGGAAAUUAUGUGAAGCCUACGAUUGUUAUCUAGAAGGUUUAAAUCACCUAAUGGCUGCAUAUAAUUAUGAGCCAUCGCGCUUCAAGAAAUCGCAAAUACGAAACCUGAUGAAAGAUCAUUUACUAAAAACGGAAUCACUGAAAUUAGAAUUAUGUCUACUUAGUCACACGGAUGUGACUUCAUCGUCGUCACCUCAAUUAGAGCCAAAAACUCUUAACAGUCAAGCAAUUAAUUUACCUGAUCCUAUUGUUCCAGUGAAAUGUUAUGAUGUAUCACGACAGCCUAAAAAGAAUGCCGAUUCAUCAAAGAAAGGCCUAUUUCAUUAUCUACCAAAAGAAAAAGAUGAUCAUCAAUCUUCAUUGAAAAGCAAGUCAUCACCUACUUCUGAAACAUAUCAACCACAAGAUUCAGGUACAAGUGAUAAUUUUACAUAUUUUAGGGGAGACUGUUUGUCGACAGAUUCAGUCGAACAAAUUAAUGUUUGUUUAUCCUCAGAUAAAGCUGGAGUUCUUACUCGUAUUAAGCAUUGGUUUUCGCGACAGAAUGAUAAGACUGAAAAUCCUUAUGAAUACAGUGGAAAAGCUAAACCUGUGCCUACCGCCAUAUUGGUUGAGGUGGAUCAUUCGAAUUCUACACAGUUGCCAUUGGGAUCGCUUCACUCUCCUUCUGUUCUUCCUUCAUCUCUUAGUCCUUGUCCAAAUUCAACGAACACAAUUGAACAAGAAGAAUCUUUAGCUCUUAAUCAGUCUGUUAAUUCCUCUACAAUCGAACCGGCCAUUGAAUCAAGUGUGAAGACAACUUCUUUGGAUUCUUCAAAGUUCAGGGAUUCCUAUUUAGAAUCUGGACCAAAUGUUGAUUCAACUGAUAUGGUAGACGGUCUGACUGAGAAAUUUGAUCGUAGUCGACUUUUAGAACUGGGUACCUCCAGCAAUAUUGUGGUUGAAUUUUUGGACAAGUUUUAUAAACUUAUUUCUAAACAUCGUUUACAAGAAGCACUGAUUUACUUUCAAAAUGAAUUUUCAAAUUGUUUAAAAGAAGCUCAAAAUGAUUCUAAUUCCAAGAACCGGAGUAUUUUGUUUAAAGAAUUAAAUCUUGCCAUGGAUAAAGCCGAACAAAUCAAAGCCAAGUUAAAUUGUAACAGUACAAUGAUGAUUGGUGAAAAUGAAUCUUCUAGUUUUCAAAUUGGUGAAGAAGUACUCGACGAAAAUCCACAAGAAGAAGAUCAGUGCUUAUUAAUGUGA
Molecule: messenger RNA, 3372 nt
Organism: Schistosoma mattheei
Lineage: Eukaryota; Metazoa; Platyhelminthes; Trematoda; Strigeidida; Schistosomatidae
Source: the annotation of a GenBank genome assembly